Molecule: messenger RNA, 611 nt
Organism: Haliotis rufescens (red abalone)
Lineage: Eukaryota; Metazoa; Mollusca; Gastropoda; Lepetellida; Haliotidae
Exons: 3
Coding region: 180-554 (124 amino acids)
Source: RefSeq, a predicted model, not a curated record
UAAAACGGACGAUCAUCGAAAGCAUUUGGCGAUUACGUAAGAUAAUGAGGUAGCCAGUCACGUGAUCGUGUGACGUCAUACCGGACAGUUGUAGCAUCAAAACACACAAGGUGCCGCGCCGAAUCGCUCUCGGAAAUCUUCUUUUAUCUUCACCCAUAAUUCGACCCACAAGGUCAAAAAUGGAUUUGGAAGGUCUACCCCAUACAGAUACUGACAUAGAAGUACAACCUUUACAAUUUGAACCAAUUUCUGGCAGCAAGAACGACCAGAAUACUGACGACGAUUCCAGCACUGUCGCGGUAAAAUGUGUAAUCACAAUUACCGCAAUGUGUGACUGUGGCAACUGUAUGCCUAUGUCAUCCCGACCUGAGUCGAAAUGUUGCCACUUUUAUGCUGGGGUGAGAGAGAAACCUUUGAAUUGCAUCACUCAACAUGAAGGAUUCUCAGUAAAUUUCACCAACAUACACGUCCUACAGUUGGCUCUCCUUGAAUUUGUGAGCUUGGCUGGCCCACUAGACGAUAACGAACCAAUUCAUAAGUAUGUUCCUUCUUAACCGCUGAUAAUUACUAUAGUAAAUGUAGCUGCAUCGAUUAAAAUUGACAUAUCCUUA